CAUUCCGUGUACCAUAGUUUUGUUUGAAAAAAAAAACAGUUCACAUAAAUAAAAGUGUGUUGAAAUUGUGUUAAUUAAAUAAUUGUAUUAAAUAAUUUAAUAUGUAUUAAAUAAUUAAGUUUCCAACCGGAUGAAAUUAAUAAUGGCUAUAGCUUGCAGAGCCUGAACCCAACCCCCUACAUUUUCGGUUCUCCGCUGAGACGCUUCUAACAUGGAGAACAGACACUCGAUCAGAUUUGCACCCCCGGAGAGGAGCAAAUCCACUCCUCCCUUCCCUGUCAGCGGACGAGCAUAGUUCCCACCGGGGUUGGUUACCCGGUCUUCCCUAUAAGGUUGCUCAUACCUCAGCCAGCACCACGGGGAAGGAAUAAAAGGAAUGCAGGGUUGCAGGGAAGAGGCUGGGGACCGCGAGAUUGGUCUAUUUUACUCCUUCAAGUACGCGAAGUACCAAUGUCGCAAUAUCAUGAUCAUCAAAUGCAAAAAAUGUGCCCACAUACUAUCGGAAACGGAAUCCGGAUACAUUCUGUCGGUUCAUAACGAAAACGCCGCUGGUGAGAACGAGGAUGGUGAAAUUUGCGAAACGGUAGCGGAGAACGCAGAGGUAUUCAUUCACGAGGACCACCUACCCGAGUGGGUUCGAGCGGAGGUCGAAGAAUCACAAUGGACCAAAGGGAAACUGAAAUGCCCCAAAUGCGGGCUCAAGGUGGGAUCGUUCGAUUUCGUAUCCGGCACAAGAUGCAAAUGUGCACUGAACAGCGUUCUUCCCUCGGUGCAUUUUAUUAGGAGUAAAGUGGAUGUGAAAAGUUGAAGAACAAUGAUUUUCGUGUCAAUAAAUACUUUAUUUCAAACUCUUAGGCAUAAAAGAUACAAAAUAUUUUUUUGUUUGUUGAUUGGUUCAUCUUAACUAACCUUAGAAUUUACUACAAAUAUGUACGCGUUUGCUGCUUUGAGACGAAAAGUUGAAACAUGUAUAAGUGUACGUGUGUAAAGAUUUAGCUUCCGUUAAAAACUCUUACUCAUCUAAUAUCACAUGUCAUUUUGUUCGAUCUUAAUGCAAGAUUUUGUCUGCAAUCGUUUUGUUUAAUAUGAAGAGAAAAUGAUUGUUCGCUUCCUAAGUUGAUUUUUUAUGGUGGUGAGUCGGUGUUCUACUCCAUUAUAGUAGCUCUAAAUAGUAAUACAAAUAAAUAAACCUAGACUAAGGACAAUUAAUUAAAGUACAUAUUAAAUAAUUGUAAUGGAA
Molecule: messenger RNA, 1240 nt
Organism: Armigeres subalbatus
Lineage: Eukaryota; Metazoa; Arthropoda; Insecta; Diptera; Culicidae
Product: E3 ubiquitin-protein ligase RNF180-like
Exons: 3
Coding region: 377-808 (143 amino acids)
Biological process (GO): serotonin metabolic process; positive regulation of proteasomal ubiquitin-dependent protein catabolic process; norepinephrine metabolic process
Cellular component (GO): endoplasmic reticulum membrane
Molecular function (GO): ubiquitin conjugating enzyme binding; ubiquitin protein ligase activity
Source: RefSeq, a predicted model, not a curated record